Molecule: messenger RNA, 906 nt
Organism: Aspergillus oryzae RIB40
Lineage: Eukaryota; Fungi; Ascomycota; Eurotiomycetes; Eurotiales; Aspergillaceae
Exons: 1
Coding region: 1-906 (301 amino acids)
Source: RefSeq, a predicted model, not a curated record
AUGGACAUGGAUGAAAUCUUAGGAUGGCGGAAACGGAUGUUGGAAUAUGACAAGCUUUCUGAUGAGACCGGAUUUGUCGAUGGGAUGGAUUAUAACUUGCAUGAAGACGGGGAUAGUACGGUGGCUUAUGCGGUUCAGCUUGCUUUGAAAGAUAAAGAGGAAUGGCACGUGGAACAUGCCCUGGAACGGAUUCGACGCGCGCAAAUGCUGGGACAGAAAAAUGUACGAUUAUCGAAACGAGAACUCGAGGCACUGGAACGCAAGCGAAUGCAGACCGGUGGCAAGAGAGAUUCUACACGUGGAAACCCCACCACUAAGGGUUCUAGGUCGAGGGAUAGCCCCGCGUCAGACGUACAGCGACGCGGAUCCAGUAUAUCGCAGGGCGAACAGACCACACCAUAUCGACUUGCCGGUAGCAGUUGGGCCCGCAGCUCCGAUGCUCCGUCUCGUCAAUCUCAACCACCUGUUCCGUCCCCUAAGUCCUCACUUCGAUAUUCUGAGCGGCAUUCCACUAGAUCCCCGCAAGCGUCCUUAAGAGGUACAGCCUCCGCAUAUCCUCUCCCGGAUGACCCCGGCUGGGUGCCUUCGUAUCAGCUUCCUUCUUCAAGAGAUCGGCAUUUGCAUGCAAGGCGUAGCUCAGUGGAUCCUCUGCAGGGAGCCUCACGGCGACCAUCGUCCUACAUGUCAACAUACCAAGCCGUCGCUAGCCCCAGUGUCCGGGGCUCAUUCACCCCUCGAAAGACUGCAUUGCGAUCUACGGUGGGGGGGUCACACGACGACGAUGACGAGGAAAGCGAUUCAGACGACAAUGACCGAGUACAUAUCGUGGAUGUGGUUGGGCGCAAAGUGCCGACGGGUCGCACAGCAGUCGGCAGAGGAAGCCGUCAACGCCGCCGCCGUUCUUAG